Molecule: messenger RNA, 561 nt
Organism: Brugia malayi
Lineage: Eukaryota; Metazoa; Nematoda; Chromadorea; Rhabditida; Onchocercidae
Exons: 3
Coding region: 1-561 (186 amino acids)
Source: RefSeq, a predicted model, not a curated record
AUGGACACAUAUAGGAGUUUCUGGAGAGAUGCUAAUGAAGAAUUAAAAAUGAGUAAUGAUAACCUGCGAUAUCCUUCCAUUAGAGAUGCUCAGAAUGAAACUUCUUCCUCACUUAAUCUCAACAGCGACGAUAUUAUCACAUAUAUGCACUUACCUGGCUCACAACAAAGUGCCAUUUUUCACCAACUUGCUCUUUCCUCAGAUGACACUUCCAGUCAAAGCGCAACUGGUGAACAGAGCAACAUCGACAAUAAGUACUCAGAUUACUUGAAUAUCCUCGAUUACAAGGAAAAUGCCUAUAAAGAAUCAGAAACAGAUAAAAAAAAUUAUACUUGUUAUUACCCGGGAUGUACUGUGACCACGAAAAAUCACAAAGAAUAUCUAACACAUCGGAAAACACACAGUCAGCCCUUCAUCUAUGAAUGCAAAGUGUCCGGUUGUGGACGAAUAUUUGACCAUGAAUCAUCAUUUUACAAUCACAUACAGACGCAUGAACCUCGUCCUCAGUGCGAGGAUUGUGACAAAAUCUUCACCAACAGGAAUGCACUGCGAAAUGAUUAG